This is a messenger RNA of Mugil cephalus (flathead mullet), 8415 nucleotides long. RefSeq names its product protein phosphatase, Mg2+/Mn2+ dependent, 1E (gene ppm1e). Gene Ontology annotation, biological process: negative regulation of protein kinase activity; protein dephosphorylation. Gene Ontology annotation, molecular function: protein serine/threonine phosphatase activity; cation binding. The record is from RefSeq and is a predicted model, not a curated record. The transcript has 8 exons. NCBI's taxonomy places the organism in Eukaryota, Metazoa, Chordata, Actinopteri, Mugiliformes, Mugilidae. The coding region runs from base 602 to 2470 and encodes 622 amino acids.
GUGCAUUAUUCAAGCUUAUUCAAACUUGCUAAACCAAAAUGCUUUUCAUGCAGCGUGGAGGAAAAACGUCACAGGAAGAAGCUUCUGACCAAACCAGACUGAGGGUAACCGCCUGCCUCGACCAGUUGGCUCUUAGCAUUCAGGUCAGGCCUCCUUUAUUGUGAUCCACAACAAGGUCUCAGACGUCAGGAGGUUGCGUGCGCGCUCGUGACGUACGGCGUCGUCUCCCUGACGUCACUGCCCCUCUGAUCCAUAUCCGAAAUCCCCGAUAACGCGGUGCGCGCUCCCGCUCGGCUCUGAAUGGGGGCUCAGUCCGGCUUGUGACAGCUCGUCCAGGAGUAUAACCACCGCAACGCACGCCACGGUCGGUCGGCGCGUCCUCUUCCAAGUCGGGUCCGCUGUUUGUCAGACACACCGGUAGUCGACGGCCCCCGCUCCUCCCGGUAGUACACAUUUAUUCAGGUAGUAUGGUAGCGCACUGACAAGCCCCACUACACUACUUGGGGCUGGUGUACUGACUCUUCUUAUUCUCAGCCCGGCAAGUUAAGUGUGUGUUUGCACUGACGGGGCGGAGGUGUCUCUGUCUGUCCAGGAAUGAGAAAUGAUGGCCGGCUCUACAGCAGAGGAGAAAACCUUCCGACGGUUCCUGGAGCUCUUUAUUCGGGAGAUGAGGAUGCCUCUGCAGGAGAGCGACCCGCUCCCGAUGCGCCCCUUGACGGACCUGGUGUCUGAGGAAGAAGUGGAAGGAGAAUGCCUCGACCUGUGUCUCCAGCACCUCUACAAAUAUAACUGCCCCUGCUCCCUGGCUGCCGCCCUGGCCAGAGCCACAGCGGACAGCAUCCUGCAGACCGACCUCUCCAUCCACCACCUGAAUAAGACCGUUGAGGAAGGAGCCGACCCGUUGCCACAAAUAGAGUCUGUGAAACUGGCCCGGCUGGUGUUUAACAGGCUGUUUGAGAUGUGCUGCCUCUGGAUGAAGGAGCUGCCGUUCCGCCGCCGUCCGCAGCCGUACUACGAGACGUCCAUCCACGCCAUCAAGAACAUGAGGCGCAAGAUGGAGGACAAGCACGUCAUCAUCCCCGACUUCAACACUCUCUUCAACAUUCAGGAUCAGGAGGAACAGGCUUUCUUUGCUGUGUUUGACGGUCACGGCGGCGUGGACGCGGCCAUUUACGCCGCCAACCACCUCCACGUCAACCUGGUUCGUCAGGAGUCCUUCGGCCAGGACCCCAUCGAGGCGCUCUGCAGAGCCUUCAAAGUCACGGAUGAACGCUUCGUGAAGAAGGCCUCCCGAGAGCACCUGCGCUGUGGCACCACCGGCGUGGUGACGUUCCUGCGGGGCCGGACGUUGUACGUGGCCUGGCUCGGAGACUCCCAGGUGAUUCUGGUCAGGAGAGGGCAGGUGGUGGAGCUGAUGAAGCCGCAUAAACCAGACAGAGAGGAUGAGAAGCAGAGGAUCGAGGCUCUGGGGGGCUGCGUGAUCUGGUUCGGCACAUGGAGGGUCAACGGCAGUCUGUCUGUAUCCAGAGCUAUAGGUGACUCCGAGCACAAGCCCUACAUCUGCGGCGACGCAGACCACGGCGUCUUCCCGCUGGACGGCUCAGAAGACUACCUGAUCCUGGCCUGCGACGGCUUCUGGGACACAGUGAGUCCAGACGAGGCGGUGCGGGUGGUCAGCGACCACCUCCAGGAGAACUCUGGAGACACCACCAUGGUGGCUCACAAGCUGGUGGCCUCGGCCCGAGACGCGGGCUCCAGCGACAACAUCACCGUCAUAGUGGUGUUCUUGCGGGACCCGCGCUCCCCGCCGCCCAACAGCGCCGAGGACGAGGAGGAGGGCGCGGCGGAGGGGGAGGUGGAGGAGGAGGAGGUGGCGGAGGUGGAGGAGGAGGAGCAGGAAGAGGAGGAGGAGGAAGACGAAGCGGCCAGGGUGGAGCGCGACGGCAGAGAGGGAGGCAGCACUGCGGACAACGGGGGGAAGGGCCGCGGAGGCUGGCCCCUCCAGCAGUGCUCGGCCCCCGCCGACCUCGGCUACGAAGACCGAACUGACUCGUUCACGGACAGAACCAGCCUCAGCCUCCUGGGGCCGACGCUGGAGGGCCGCAUCUCCCUGACCCGGGGCUCCAGGGCGCCCGCCUUCGACUUUAGCCCCGGCCUCUUCGCGGCCUCCCGCGGCUACCGAGACGAGCGCCCGCUCAGACGCAGGCCGUGUAUCCCUUUUCAAGAGGCCGGCACGUCUAGCUUCACGGACCCGCUGUGGCCCCAGACAGCCGUGCUGUUGGGCCAGGCAGUGAGGCAAAGCCACAGGCCUGGCCACGGCAGUCGCCGGUGGGGCCGGAGGUGGCCGAGCAGAUCCAGGGAGCUGCUGGGCCUGUUGCCGUCGGGCCGCUCGCCUCCUCACGUGCAGCGCCACCCGAGCCAGAGGCCUGGAGUGGCGACGCCCCAACUGCCCCACGACGCCACCAUCUGAAGAGAUGACACCGAACCAUCAUCUCCGUCAUUUCUCGCUCCCUGCCCUUCAAGCCCACCCGUCCACCCUUUGCCUUCAACAACACGUCUUUCUUUGAUAGUUGAUAGUUGUGGCUCCUGCGGUCGUUGUGUGAAUUUAUUGAAUCUCUGUCAGGGGAGUGGUGCUCUCUGUCCUAAGCCGAAAUGUUACCAAGCCGGCCCACUAAACACAGGCUCUGCUCCUUAAUGCUGUAAGUAAAGUGCAAACCUCCACCCCCCCCACCCCCUCUCGCCAUCCUCUCCAUUGUGACCACUGAAGUGGAAAUGCAGGUUUUUUUAAACAUGUGUUCAAACAGAAUGUGAAACGAAUGAGUCGACGUCAGACGCAGUGAACAGUCUGAACACAUGUGUAAGUUUAAUUUAUGUGCUUGGUCACUUUAAACCCUUCAGAUCGAAGUCUAAUCUCUUAUUCAUCAUCGCAGACUUGAACCUUACUCCAUUAUAUUCUCGUUCCACUGCAGGAAUUGGCAACAAACUGGAGGUGGAUGUUGGAUGUUGUACUAAAAUCAAUAUUUUCCCACAAAGAUAUAAACUAGAGGCAUAUUCUUGGCCUUCUAUGCUAUAAUUAAUGCUCAUUACCAAACUAAAUAUAUAUAUAAAUACAUCAUGUUUACUAUUUCCUGAUAUUAUUUAUUUGCUUAAAUUGGCGCUAGAAUAAAACUACAAAAACAAAAUGAAUUAUUUUUUCUGCACUCGAAUCAUCAACAAGAAAAACUCCUCAUGUCUCUUAAUGCCAGCGUCAGGUAUAAAUGCAGGCGGAGGCGACAGCUGUCAAGAACCUCAAGCGACCAUGCAUUAAAUUAAACACUAAUGGCCCCGGCCUCUUUGUCCCCCCUCAGCGAUUCCUCUGGUGCAGAUGAGCGGCAUCGGUAGAGGAGGCCAGAACAAUUGUUGCUCCUGCUUUUUUGAGACUAAAGGCACAUGCUGUUCCUGCCCCCUCCCAUCCCGUGGACGACCCAGCCAUUAUCCAGCCACAGUUUGUCUACAGAUAAUUGCAUUUAGCACCGGAUUAUAAAAGAUUAGCAGUCACUUACCUGAAUAAAGUCUUAAUGUAGUCCAGUUUUCCAGAUGGAGGUAUACUCCUGGGAUAAUGUGAGUUUUUUUUUUUUUUUUUUUUUUUUGGUUGUGGGGCAGAGGUAUUUAAAAAUAUACUUUCGUUAUAGCCAUUGUUCGCACAUAAUUAUUCCAAGUAUCACAGGCCUAUUACACGAAACCCACUGAUUUAAAGUUCGGUUAAUUGAAAGCAGCAGAACACGUGCCUUCCUACGUCCACCGAUAACAUUCACAUGUUGGUGUCGACGUCAAGUCUGACUCGUGUCACAUUUAUAUCAUGGCUCAAAGUCGGUUUGAAAGAGAAGUUAAACCUUUUGGGGAAAGACGCCUACGUUUGAUAUGAAGCUACAAACCAGCAGCCGAUAAACUACAUAUAUGUUGCAGCAAUGCAUCUAUGCCUGUCAUGAUGAAUUUACAGCUUCUCAGCUUGUUACAAAUUCAGGAUACAUUAAAAAAAAUCAUCUCAAAGGAUUAUCUUAUCUUGCUUAAAUGUAAAAUGCGGAUUUUCAAACAGAUUUUGCAAUCAGUGAACAAGGGAGGCUUCACAAUUCUGUCGGUCACAUGAUUUACAAAAAGAUGCACAUGCCUCACAAUCUGAUUUUACCAUUUAAAAUCACAAAUUUACCUUAAUGGAAACAUAAAACGUCAGUUUAUAGCUGCCUUUCCGAUGACGUUGUGUCAUGAACGGCGCAACUCCUGUGGUAUUUGCCAAAACUUGCAUGGCUAACGCAUAGCAGCCAUACGUUUUAACCCUAAAUAUCCAUCUUAUAAAGCUCCUCUUUAAUCCUACUUCAUAUUUAACAGCAUAAUUAACAACUAUGUAAUCAUCAAAUACUCCUCCUGCUCAUUCAUAUCACGACACUGUAGUAGCAAGUUCAUGUUAGACUCAUGUUAAACCCCUUCUAAUAAUUCACAUACCCAGUUAACUCAUCUGUGGAGACGCUCGUGUCACUUUGCAUUAAAUGUGUACCUUAAUGUGUGUAACCAUACUUGAUAAACGUGUGAACUAAUUAUACCACAAAUGUUCCAUGAAAACCACCAUGAACUCAAUUGCCGUCACUUUCACAGUCCUAAAUGAAACCCGAUCCCAUCGCAACGUUAAAUCUCUGCUCUAUGUUUAACCGUCGUCCACUUACGAAAAGUUUCCUUGUAUCUUACAGCAAAGACAUUUAUACAAAUUUUAUGUGGAGAUUUGAAGCACCAAAAAAAUAUAAAACAACAAAAAACAACACUCUCAUUUCCAGCUAGAAAACCUUGAUUUUUUGGGGGGGGGCUAGUUAGCGUGCUAAUUAGUGUUAGCUUCAUUUUUUUGUUGAGAACUUGCUUUUGAAACCAUAACAGGGGCAAACAUUUACGUGAAUAUUUAUUUCUGUACGCUAAAUAACCGCUAAAAGACAGAGGCUAAUAAGUUAGCACCCUCACCAGCUAACGAGAAUGCUAAUUUCUUUUUUUUCUAAUACGGUUUUGCAUAUUUAGUUUUUUAGUAACAGCUAAUUAAACCAAACAUUACAUAUAUGAUACAAUACGAGCGUAAAAUGUAAAACUGGAAAAUUAUUUUGGGUUUGUCUCAAGGAUAUUUUGAUGUUUUCUGGGACUAAUCCUUCAAAGUUGUCAAUUUAUCAGUUGAAUGAUUUGUGACUUAAUUCCCAAUCCCACGCUAAAUGCAACACUAACCACGUUACAAACGCAUUCUGAGCAUAAUUCUAGCUAGCUAGCUAGCUAGCUAAAUGAUAAUAAUAAAGAGCAUUGGGCCAACAUGUUUAGCGUUUACAGCUUUAGCCACUGUGAAAGACAAACCUUCUGAAAACCUCGGCUAGGUACUCGCACCCUUCCCAUUUUCAAACAAGCAAACAAAAAGAAAUGAAAUAAACAAGAAAACAAAUCACAUCUCUACACUAUGCUUGAACUUGGAGCAUUUUGUUGGCGCCGUCUGCGCCUAAAACCAAACAACUACAUCCUGCUGCAUCAGCCGUUAACACACUAUUUAAUCCAUUCCUCACACUUUUGUCUUUAAAAGUUUGAGCUAACCAAACAUCGUGCGAUGCGGCCAAUUUCCAAAUGUUUAUCAACAACCAGGUCCUUGCAAACCGUGCCUCCACUUUCCUGGCCCCAUGUCACUGGCUCAUGAAACACCCACCACCACCACCACCACCACCUCCACCACCACCUCCCCGUCCAUCCACUCUCGCUGGUAGUCGCCUGUAACUUCGUCCUGUGGACUGGCUAACGAAGACGCUUCGAUGGAGCAGAAUGUACCUCCGUGUCCGAGGAUGUUCUUCCCCGAGACCCCCGGUGAAGUCGGUCGACGUGAGGUGUCGCUUUACUUUUCGGCCCUUUUCUCGGGGCCGUCUAGCUACGAGGAAUGUACUGUCGAGACACUCAACGAAACAAAACAAAGCCACUGGAUCCCUUCGAGGAAGCGUCGCCGCCGCCGCCGCGUUCGGUCUCCAGAAGCUUCUGGAGAAGAUUCGGCGACGAGGGACGACGUUUAAAAUAUUCACUUAGGCGCUGGUGUGUGUGUAUAUUACGAGUACUAGUUGUGAGUCGAGCGAGUGCAGAAGCGGUGUACAUAUGAUUAUUCUGUCUUGUAAAUCGGUGGUUUUAAUCCAACGCUCCACGAGGGCCCGAGGUCGGACGCCGACGGUGGUCGUGUCGUCUCGCGGCCUUAGCUGCUGCUGUUUCCCCCCCGCUUCCCCCGAACCUGACGUGAAUCUGAAGAUUAUCGGGACUAAACAUCCAUAUUGCCAAUCCGCGGUAGCUUAAAUUAUUUCAUUUUAUUUUAUUUUUGUAUUCGCCUUAAAUAAAUAAAACACCUUGCCAAUGAAAUUGUAUCCGUAGUCGAUAGGUUUUCAUUCCAGCUCUGCAGGUGUUAGCCUGUUAGCGUCGCGCUGAUUAGAGGAUGACGAACAGUUUCGGCCUUAACAGUAUUCGCAACCCCUAGAAUUUUUUUACAUUUCGGCGUAAAAAUGGCUCAAAACAUGAACGGAUUUUCACGCAAGUAGACAAAGAGAACAGAAUCUAACUAAUGAGACUGAGAUUUUACACUUGUGUUAAUGUUUAUGUGGGAAAAUGAGCCAAUAUUACAUUUAUGUGAGUUGCAAAAGUGUCAAGUGUGACCCCCCCGUGCAGCAAUAAUGGCAACUUUCUUUUUACGUUGAUUAGAAAAACUUAAAUUUAACGGCACCCUAACUUAUAAUCGUAGAGGUGACUUCUCAGAUAUGUAAUAUUGCUUCAUUUUUUUCCCCUGAAUAAUGAAAUACACGGUUCAGUUCUCUGUGUCCACUCUAAAAACUUGUGUGUGUUAAUCUGCUGAAGCCUGUAGUGAUUUCUACUCACAAACAAACACAUUAAAGCGUCACUGUGAGGGUUUAGUUCGCACAUCGCACACGGUCGCUAAACUCCAGGGACUGAAAGCUGCAGCCCCGGAUAUUAUUAUAACGACAAGGUUUUAAAUCUUUUGAAACGGCAUCGGCAGAAAUUCCCGAAUCCAAAAAUUUCCCGCAAAAAAUUACGACGGAUCACGACGAGGCCUUGUCAGAACCCGGAGUUUUCUUCUUACAAAACAAACAAACACUUUGUCAUUAUAAUAGUUCUGUUGUUACAGCGAUGGUUUGGGAGCUGGUGGCGGUUCAAAGCCGAAACGCUGGAGCACGUCACGCUCACGGCUCCUCCUCGGUGCAGCUGUGCAGUAGUAGUAGUAGUUGUUUUUGGUUCUCUUUAGAUUUAUUUUUUAUUUUUUGUGAUGUAGUUUUGCAGCAGGUUGACAUGAAGCUUGUUGCUCGCUGCUGCUGCACUGUCUGGAAGGAGAGACUAAAAAUGAUUCACAGAGCUCAGUGACAAAGAUCCAUGAGUCGCAUUCACCGAAAAAAAAAAAAAGAGAAAGAAAAAUACCUGUGCAUUAGUUCUCCAGUGUUUCCCAUCAGACUAAAAAAAUCCACAGAAGUUGUCACUGUAUGAGCAAUAACAGCGUUAACCAUCACUCCUUAGCUCGAGCAAACCCCCCCCCCCCACACUCCCUCGUUCGCUCACGCUCUGCUUGCACUAAAAAAAAAAAAAAAAAGUUUAAAUAAAAAAACAAAAAAGAAGUUCCUCAGAGUUGGAUGUUUCCCACUUUCCCUCAUGACGAAAAACACGCGGAGGUUCGUCGCCGCUCGCCCACUCGUGAUCAUGACCACCUUCCAACUUAUAGGGUCCUCCAUGAACCUGCACUGUGUCUACGUACACACACACACACACACACACACACAGACACACACAAAAAAAGCUUUUUCUUUUUUUCUCUGUAAGCAAUAAUGACAUUGCAUUAAAAGUCUCUCUGCGGGUUUGUCUUCUGCUGCAGGAUGCAACAAAAAACGUAGUCCUGUCAGCCAUACUUGAAAGAGCACAUACGCAAAAGGCGAAAGGCGAAGUCGGUUUCACGUUCACUCCUCCCCCUCCUCAGAGGACGGGACGGCAAAAAUACGUCUCUAGAUUAGGUUUUAUUCGGGAAAAUGAACGUGAAGCUGAUUUAAAGCUAAAAAAAAAUAAAUUUAAAAAAAGGGAGGUGAGAUGAUGAGAUGAAGGAGGCAGGACAUUUCGGUUGUAUCGGCAUUCCUCAGCAGUUUGGACAUGUGUGCGAGAGACGGGGGGGGACAGAUGUUGUCUCUCCUUCUCGUCCUCCAGGCGUGAAGACAAACCCCCACGAUUGACUUCUUCAACAUGCAGGUUAGGUUAAAAGACAAAAAAACGAUUUAAAAAAAAAAAAAGAAACUGUAAAACACACGUUGAGUACCUGUAUUAUCCGUGUUCCUGUAGUAUAUAAAUGUGUGUUGUAACUGGUGACUAACGAUGUAUAUAAAGAUUAGACCAAGUCUC